Molecule: messenger RNA, 1370 nt
Organism: Drosophila obscura
Lineage: Eukaryota; Metazoa; Arthropoda; Insecta; Diptera; Drosophilidae
Gene: Rab8
Product: ras-related protein Rab-8A
Exons: 5
Coding region: 471-1094 (207 amino acids)
Biological process (GO): protein localization to plasma membrane; regulation of exocytosis; Golgi vesicle fusion to target membrane
Cellular component (GO): trans-Golgi network transport vesicle; plasma membrane; synaptic vesicle
Molecular function (GO): GTP binding; GTPase activity
Source: RefSeq, a predicted model, not a curated record
UCACCAACAAUCACACAUAACUAUAUUGGGCGGUGCAGUGUAUGCCCGUACCAUUUAUCAACCACAUAACCGCGCAUCAAUUGCCAAUAUAACAAAUAAAUGUUUUGAACUACGUCGCCAUUUUUGACACGGCUCGAAAUCAUCGAAAACACAAACGCACACAAACACACACCCAGAGAUACCAGAGCUGAAAAGAAAAACCGUGUUUUGCUUGCGUGUGUUUGUUUGUUAGUGUUUGUUUGUCUGCUGUGUGGUUACGUCUAGGAAUUUUUUGUUGGCACGCAUGGACAGCAGAGACGUUAUUAGCAUUAUUAGUGCACAAUAAAGCGAAACUAAAACCACUGAUUUUCAACCACCGCUACAGCAACGGCGACGUGUACACGCAUCAGCAUCUGAGCAUCGUCAUCGGCAUCACCAGGAGGAGCAACAAAUAGAAGCGCAACUGUGAUUUUUCCCUCAUACGAAUCAGAAUGGCCAAGACGUACGACUAUCUGUUCAAAUUGCUGCUAAUCGGAGACUCUGGAGUGGGCAAGACCUGCAUAUUGUUUCGGUUCUCCGAGGAUGCGUUCAACACCACCUUUAUAUCCACAAUAGGUAUCGAUUUUAAAAUUAGAACAAUUGAAUUAGAUAACAAGAAAAUCAAACUUCAAAUAUGGGACACUGCCGGCCAGGAGCGCUUCCGCACAAUUACCACGGCCUACUACAGAGGUGCCAUGGGCAUUAUGCUUGUGUAUGACAUCACCCAGGAAAAGUCGUUCGAGAACAUCAAGAACUGGAUCAGAAAUAUCGAAGAAAAUGCCUCCGCCGAUGUCGAGAAAAUGCUGCUGGGCAACAAGUGCGAAUUGCACGAUAAGCGUCAGGUUUCAAAGGAGCGUGGCGAGCAAUUGGCAAUCGAGUAUGGCAUCAAGUUCAUGGAGACCUCAGCGAAAGCCAGCAUUAAUGUGGAAGAAGCUUUCCUCACCCUAGCCAGUGAUAUCAAAGCGAAAACAGAAAAGCGAAUGGAGGCGAACAACCCACCCAAGGGCGGACAUCAGCUAAAAACGCUAGACAGUCGGACAAAGGAUAGUUGGCUGUCCAGAUGCAGUCUGCUUUGACGUGGCUGCAAUAUGUGGCUGACGGCACUGAUAAUGAUGCGGAAUGGUGGUAACAAUUACGAUUACACUGUAUGUGGAGGAAGUAGUUUUCUUAGCUCCUGUUAGAUCCGAUCCCCACGUGACACCGAAUAACUGAAACAACAAAACAUCCCAAACAAAAGCCAGCUCCUGCUCUUCUCUCCCAUAACACGCGCGAUAAUGGAAUAGAAACAUUGAUUGCAUUAUGAAAAAAGUUAUUAAAUAAAGUAUAUGACGACAGUGUGUGUGCGAAAUAUA